AACAAAGAAAUGGAAAGGAAAGUAGAAGACCUUAUAUAUGAUCAUGGCUAUAAAGUAAUAUGUACAGAUUGUGUCCAUCCUUGAAACACUUCGUCUUGCUUCAAAGCAAUGUCGAGCCGUGUGCCAUAGUUUUCUUACCUAAUUCAUCUCCAAGUGUGAUGGGAUCAUGUGACUCCAGUUAAACAAAACACUAGUGUUUGGGUAGUUUAUAUGAUUGAUAAAUGUGUAGAGGCAUAAACAUCUUUCAGAUAUUCUCUUCCUAAAUUUUGCUUCUCUUGCUUUCUCUGAGGUGUUGUCAAAAGGAAGCAAGUAGCAGGCCAGAGAAGACUUACCAGAAAAGGGAUGAGAAAGAGAGACAGAAUUGAAGCAAAAGCAAUGUGAGAAGGUACAAUAAGAGGAAAUUGGAAGUGAAAUUGGAAUCGUGACAAAUGCAGAAAAUGAAGAGCCUUGGGGGAAAUGGCAGCAGUGGGAGGCUAUCCAUGGAGGAGAAUGAGGAUGAAGAGACUUCGAGACUGGCCAUAUUAACCUUCCAAGCUAGAGAAGAGGAGAUUGAGAGGAAGAAGAUGGAAGUGAAGGAGAGGGUUGAACUUCAAUUAGGUCGUGCGGAGGAAGAAACUAGGCGCUUGGCACAAAUUUGGGAAGAGCUUGAAGCAAUGGCAGAUCCGAUGAGGAAGGAACUUGCAAAUGUAAGGAAGAAAAUCGACAUGGUUAAUCGAGAGCUGAAGCCCUUGGGACUCAGCUGCCAGAAGAAGGAAAAAGAAUACAAGGAAGUCCUGGAGAGCUUCAAUGAAAAGAACAAAGAAAAGUCUCAACUUGUAACCACAAUGAUGGAGCUUCUGACUGAGAGUGAGAGGUUGAGGAUGCAAAAGCUAGAGGAGCUGAGCAAGAACAUAGAACUAUCACAUUAAUUGAAACGCCCUGAUGCUUCAGUGGACUACCUUCUAAUUUCUAUAUGCUAUUCUUUUUCCUUAGAUAAAUACUAUUAUUAUCUUUUUGAAUGAGCAA
This is a messenger RNA of Rosa rugosa (rugosa rose), 1005 nucleotides long. RefSeq lists its product as uncharacterized. The coding region runs from base 429 to 908 and encodes 159 amino acids. NCBI's taxonomy places the organism in Eukaryota, Viridiplantae, Streptophyta, Magnoliopsida, Rosales, Rosaceae. The record is from RefSeq and is a predicted model, not a curated record. The transcript is spliced from 4 exons.